AUGGCAUGCUCUUUUGACGAGAGGCCGAUUGAUAUCGGAGCGCAAAUAAUUCGUGCCAUUCACAGAGAGAGAUUAAUCAGACCACGGCUCGACAUAUUGUCCUUUCCGGAGGACUUUUUGCUGGAGAGAUAUCGUUUUUCACGUGAUUCUUUGCUUUAUUUAAAUAACCUUCUCCAACCAUACAUUGCAAAUGUGACCAAUCGUGGAUCUGCCCUCAGUCCACUCCAAACAAUUUGCACAGCUCUCCGUUUUUUUGCGACGGGAAGCUUUUUGUACAGCGUAGGAGAUGCUGAGCACAUAGGCAAAGCCACAGUCUGCCGCUCAGUACGUAAAGUUUGUCUUGCGCUGAAGCGGUUGUUGCGGAACUUCAUCGUAUUUCCAGGCCAUAAACCCACGAGACGCAUGAAAAUGGAGUUUCACCAACUUGCAGGAUUUCCAAAUGUAAUUGGGUGCAUUGAUGGCACACAAGUGCCCAUACUGGCCCCAUCUAUAAAUGAGGCUGAUUAUGUGAACAGGAAAGGCUAGCACAGUAUAAAUGUUCAGGUAAGUGUACACUGCCUAUAUUGGAUAUUUCCAAUAUCUCCAUGGUUUGUUAAUCGCU
This is a messenger RNA of Gadus macrocephalus (Pacific cod), 601 nucleotides long. Its product is annotated as putative nuclease HARBI1. The transcript is spliced from 2 exons. The record is from RefSeq and is a predicted model, not a curated record. Lineage: Eukaryota; Metazoa; Chordata; Actinopteri; Gadiformes; Gadidae. The coding region runs from base 1 to 525 and encodes 174 amino acids.